AUGCGAUGCGCGAGCAAGGCCGCCGAGAGCGCGUCCGCGCGUCUCUGUGCGGACGCCGAAGCAGAAACCACAGCAACUGAUGUCUCAUCGGUUGCUGAAGCGACUCAGCCUGUGUCACUUGGUGAUGCAGGCGCUUGUCAUGAAGACACUCAUGUCUUCACAGAGUAUGAGCUCGGUGUCUCAUACUCUCCUGAUACGGAAGACGGAUCCGUAUCGACGGCGAUUGAAUCCAAGCCGCCUGCCAAGCGUGGCAUGGACGAUGCUAUGCGUCGCAGCAUCUUUGGUUCAUCCGAUGAAUCAGAUGAACCAUCGCCGAAGGAAGGCGCUCGAGGUCGCGAGACUCGGGAGCUAACAGUGGUGUCGGUUCUCCUAUGGACACCACUUCGCAACGAGGAUCCAUCACCUUGA
Messenger RNA from Peronospora matthiolae, 408 nucleotides. NCBI's taxonomy places the organism in Eukaryota, Oomycota, Peronosporomycetes, Peronosporales, Peronosporaceae. The record is from the annotation of a GenBank genome assembly.